Fusarium vanettenii 77-13-4 is the source of this 873-nucleotide messenger RNA. RefSeq lists its product as uncharacterized. Gene Ontology annotation, molecular function: oxidoreductase activity, acting on the CH-OH group of donors, NAD or NADP as acceptor. Bases 1 to 873 code for a protein of 290 amino acids. Gene Ontology annotation, cellular component: cytoplasm. Lineage: Eukaryota; Fungi; Ascomycota; Sordariomycetes; Hypocreales; Nectriaceae. The transcript is spliced from 5 exons. The record is from RefSeq and is a predicted model, not a curated record.
AUGGAAUCCAUCCAGCUAGACCCGGCCUUACUCCGAAACAUCAAGUCCAAGACUGUCCUGGUUAGCGGAGCCGCCGGAGGAAUAGGCCUGGAGAUUGUACGACUAUUCUAUUCCAAUGGAGCGAGCGUGGUAAUGGCCGACCUUGAGCGAGGACGUCCAACAGCAGAAGCAUUCAUACGUACAGCAUCUGAUCCUUCACGUGUCAUUUUCGUUGCCGCAAACACCCUCGCCUGGGACGAGAUGAAGCAUCUAUUUAAGAUGGCAGUCAAAGCUUUCUCCAGUUUGGAUGUGGUAAUCGCCAAUGCCGGGGUCAUGGAAAGCCACCCAACCCUCGACGUCGAAACCGUGGACGCGGCUGGGGAUCUGCUGGAAGCCACGGAAGCCUCCAAGGUGAUUGAUAUAAACUUGAAAGGUACCUUGAGCACAUUGAGGCUUGCUUUGCAUCACAUGAAAGGAAACAAGGAGCGCUUCGCCGACGGCUCGCGAGGAUCCAUUGUCCUGGUUUCCUCAACUUCUGGAUAUUUUGGCGGAACAGGCGCGAGCUACAACAUCAGAAUCAACGGCGUAGCUCCCUUUGUGACGCCAACAAGCAUGGCAGGUGGUUUUGCGAGCGAGUGGGCUGCCGCAGGACUUCCCAGCAAUACAACUGAACAGGUAGCACGAGUAGUUGCAGCUAUCUCCCAAGACCCUGCCAGAACAGGGUCAUGUUACAUGACCUGCGGAAACAUAAUCAGAGAAAUGGAGGCUACACGACAGGCGCUUUUGGGUCAGUGGCUGGGUAAUGAUGUCGCACAGUUGAUGACGAGUGCCAGCACUUUCUUUGCAGACUUGGGCGGAUACCCUCUUCCCAAGCUGGAAGCCUUGCAGGAUUGA